UAUACGGUAAACACUUGUAACCAAUUAAAAUUAAAUAAAUUAAUUUUCAUUUGAGUAUGACAGAUGAUGAAUUAGAGUCCAAUGAAAAAAAUAUAAAGGUUUUUGUGAGAAUUUUACCACUUGAAAAGAUAUGUGAAACGUGCGCAAAAAUUGAUACUGAACAUAAGACAAUAUGCAUAAGAUGUUUACAAGAUUUGUAUAUGAGGAGAUCUGCUAUAAACAAUCAUAUUUAUUGGUGCUUUCAAACAGAUGGAAUUUUUUAUAAUGCAUCUCAAGAAGAAGUUUAUUAUGCUACAACGAAAAAUCUUAUAGAGAAGGUUUUAGAUGGUGUAAACUGUAUAAUAUAUAGUUAUGGCCAAAUUGGCUCUGGAAAAAGUUUUACGAUUGGUGGUUUCAGAAAUAACUGGGAAGUACGAUUCUUAAACAUUGAUACGUUAAAAUUGAAAAUUGUAUUAUAUAUGAACAAUAAAUGUAGUAGUUAAAUUCAUUUUCUCAGCACAGAGGAUUGGUUAUGCGGCUUCUGUCUGAUAUGUUUGUAGAAAAAGCAAAACGAAGGAAAUUUAAUAAGAUACAGUAUCAGUUAAGUUUUGUUGAAUUACGGGGUAAAGAAGUAAAAGAUCUUUUACUUGCUAAAACAGAAAACAGAAUUAAAAUA
Molecule: messenger RNA, 655 nt
Organism: Vespa crabro (European hornet)
Lineage: Eukaryota; Metazoa; Arthropoda; Insecta; Hymenoptera; Vespidae
Product: kinesin-like protein KIF9
Exons: 3
Coding region: 57-482 (141 amino acids)
Biological process (GO): microtubule-based movement
Cellular component (GO): kinesin complex; microtubule
Molecular function (GO): microtubule binding; microtubule motor activity; ATP hydrolysis activity
Source: RefSeq, a predicted model, not a curated record